Messenger RNA from Homalodisca vitripennis (glassy-winged sharpshooter), 414 nucleotides. Its product is annotated as MFS-type transporter clz9-like. The record is from RefSeq and is a predicted model, not a curated record. Bases 1 to 414 code for a protein of 137 amino acids. The transcript has a single exon. NCBI's taxonomy places the organism in Eukaryota, Metazoa, Arthropoda, Insecta, Hemiptera, Cicadellidae. Gene Ontology annotation, molecular function: nucleic acid binding.
AUGAGCAAGAGGUUAAGAUUUUUUUUUGAUAACUUGAAAGCCGUGAUACAUAAAUUUGAAAUAGACCCCCACCGUACGUACAAUCAGGACGAAACCGGUAUAACAACCGUCCAAAAGAAGUGCCCAAAAGUGUUGGCACUAAAGGGUGCUAAAAGAGUAGGUGGGGCUACUUCAGGGGAAAGGGGAAGAACAAUCACAGCAGUUUUUUGUGUAAGUGCUGGUGGCCACUACAUCCCACCAAUGCUGAUAUAUCCACGCAAAAGAAUGACCCCCAACCUUCAAGUGAAUGGACCACAUGGUGCACUUUACUGCCUCUCUAACAACGGCUGGACAAACUCGGAGCUGUUUUUGGAGUGGCUAGCUCACUUUAAAAAAACACUCACACCCCUACACCCGAGGAUCCUGUUCUUCUAA